CAAGAGCGGCAGGACAGCGCCUUCAGUCACCAAAAGAGCCACGGGAGAUGAUUCAUUUAUUUUUGUUUGAUCAAAGUUGUUUCAUUUGUUUUCAUCUGGAUCAUACUGGGCAAAGCGUGCGGCUUACAAAGAAGAAAUAUUAAAAAAUAGGCCUAUAUAUUUUGAUUCUGUCACUUGGAAGGCGGACAGGAUAUUUGGAGAAAAGGGUUGCGCACCUUUAGUAAGUGUUCUUGGAGCUGCCAUUCAAGAUGACAGACGUCGUUUCGGCAAUGGACACAGAUUCAAAGUGCCCUGUGAGUUCCCUCGAACCGGAGUCAGAUCAGAGCCUCGAUUCUCCAAAGAGCCCACCCCUGGACUUGAUUGACACAGGAAAAGCACUGAAAGUACAAACUGCCACCCCUCAUCUGGUAAGCCUUGGCAGCGGAAGACUCAGUGUAGCCAUUACUCUACUACCUCUGAAAGAGGGAGUGACACGCAUAGGCCGUGAUGACGCCCCUGUACCUCAAGACAUCACUAUAGAGGGACCCGGAAUUGAAGCAGAACACUGCAAAAUCGAGAACAGAGGAGGGUUCAUCACACUAGACCCCUGCGGACACAUGUGUUCACUCGAUGGGGUCCCGGUCACCAAGUCCACACAACUCACACAAGGAUACACACUCUGUCUGGGUAAAUCUUACAUCUUUCGUUUUAACCAUCCAGAGGAGGCAAACCGAAUGAAAAGCAUGUUGCCUCAGAAGAGUCCAGUUUCUCCACUGAUGUACAGCACAGAUUAUCUGAAGUUCAGCAGUGACUUUAGUCACUGUCUGGGUGGAACCAGCUCUAGAGGGAUGCGCUCUGUAUCCGAAUUGCGGGAUUUGAUGGACACUUUACAGAAAAAGAAACAGGCACUGGAGAACAGCUUGCGAGCCAAUGGUGACUCUAGCCCCUCCUACUUCAGCAUGACACAGUCUCCACCCACCACACCGAGUCUGCUGUCACCCCUCACCACCUCCUCCCCAAUGCAUUCCUAUCAGGAACAAGCCAGGCGAUUGUACAGCUCAGAACGGCCGCCACUUUCAAACAAAGUUCCUGCCCAUUCGUCCAACAGUAUGCCUCCCUCACCUCGCUGUUUCGACCCCCUUGAACGUGAAAUGUCCCUUCCUUACUCGCGACCCAUGUCUCGUAACCAAUCUCAGGAUAGUCUGCUCCCCUCUACGUCAGAUAGUCGGCGUGUAGCGGCUUCCGGCUCUUCGCUCUCAAUGUGGAAUGGAUCCACCACCAGUGCAGCCGAUUCCCAUCCCCCAACUACAGGUGGCGAAAGUGGGGCAGCCAGCAUGCCGUCAAGCCCCCAUAUGGCUCGCAGAUUCCAUGCCUCAGACGCAGGACGUAACUGUGGGCCCACUCCCCGGCAAAGGAAGUACUCCGCUGGGUCGCUUACUGGCAUGAGCUCACACAGUCGCUCCCUACCACGCCUCUAUCGACCAGCUGACAACCAGUUCACCCUCCCCCCAAUCUAUCGAUCUCCUGAUGGCCAACCUCCUCACACAACUGCCAUCCUUGAGCCCAACCACCCGAAUGGGCACUCCGAAGUAGUCUCCAUUUCCCUUUCCACCAAACCUGGUACCAAGCUCAUGGCAUCCCCUCCGGAUGUCACCAUGACGUCAGGAGAAGCCACCAGUCCUCGCCAGGCCAAGAAGGUUAGUCUAACCUCUACCAGCUCCUACUCGGAACUAGAUCAACAAGGUCUACAUGGUUCCUCCCAAGUUUUGGAGAUUGGACUUGGGGAGAGGAGGCAGUCAUUUGGGAAGUCAGGGCUGGGUCCGCAAGGUGGCUUCAGGGAGAGGAAGGGUAGUAUCAGCUCUCUCAGUGGAAAAGAAGAGCUUCAAGACUACCAUAUGAGACAGAGAGACGAAAGACUGCGGGAACAGGAGGUGGAGAGAUUGGAACGCCAGCGUCUGGAGACUAUCCUGAAUCUGUGUUCUGAGCUGGGCCGCGUAGAGCAGGACAAAACUGGCUCGGCUGUCGCAGACUUGCAGAAGAUCAAUAAGGAGCUGGAGAAAUUACAGGUGUCAGAUGACGAGUCUGUGUUUUCAGAUUCUGCAAGUCUCUCAGCCAGCAUUUCUGCAGAAAAUGACUACGGGCCUAAAGCCCGGGAGUCCCAGGCCAGUGAGGAGAGGCAAGUACGGCAGCGCAGGAGCAGUGGACACAGCAAUGUUAGGGCGGAGUCAUCAGCUGUCCUUGGCUCCGCCCCCACCCCUUCUCCUCGGCUGACAAGGACAAAUAAGUCACCUGAAGAAGACGCACAGCUGAAGCUGGAAGUGAGACGUAUCGAGGAGGAAAGAAUCCAAAUCCUGAAUAAUAUGGAUGAACUGGAGCUGAAGCUGAAAGACCUGGACAACCAGAUGGAAGAGUCCAUCAGAGAGUUGGAAGUGGAGCGUGCUUUGUUGGAGGGGGAGCAGGAUUCGGAGACUGCUCAACUGCAGCAGGAGAAAAACGCUUUGGAGCAACUUAAAGACAAGAUGGCUGACAUUGAGAACAAGGCGCAGAACGAAAAAUCUCAGGACAAAGCUAAGCUCGAUGGCGAGCGGGUAAAGUUAGAGUGGCUGGUGAAGCUGCUUGCAGAUCAGAAGACUCAGUUGGACACCUGCCCUGAAGCCCUGAAAGAGCAACUUCAACUGCAGCUCUGCAGGGAUGCAGAGGUGCUAGAGGUGGAGACCAAGCAUUUUGAAGAUCUGGAGUUUCAGCAGCUGGAGCGAGAGAGUCGUCAGGAUGAGGAGAAAGAGACUCAGACUCAAAAGAUUCUCAGGGAGAUUGCAGAAUACCAGCGGAGCGCUGUUACGCGAAAGGAGAAGCUCCUGGCCCUGAAGAAACAGUACACCCAGAUUACUCAGCAAGUUCAGAGGGACAAGGAGAACUUUGUGAAGGAAAAGAACAAUCUUCAGAUGAUGCUACAGCGGGAAAAGGAGAAUCUCGUCAGCUUGGAGAAGAAAUAUUCAGAGCUCACUGGGGCGCUGGUUUUCCCUGUUAGUCCCAUCAGUAUGAAGGAGAACUGCUUCCAAUUGGCCGACGUGUGUCUGCCUCAUAGUGAAUUGUGCCAUGCCCACAAAACCCUGUCUCCACUUCCUGCUGACCCACUGUUUUUUUCCACUCUUCUCUCCUCUCUCUCUAUCAAAAAUGCAGAGGGCUAUGUUACAGUCAAUGAGAUCAAUGAACUGUACACUCAGCUGGGGGUAGAACCCACCCACCCCCUCCCUACCCAAGCCCAGCCCUCCCCUGAUGCCCCUGCCACAGGGACUGACCCUGACCCCAGUCCUGCGGAGAGCACUGCCCUAUCAGGAGAGGGUGAGCUCUUUCCCUCUUCCUGUUCACUGUCCUCGUCCGCCGUUCUUUCUUCCUCCUUUACUGCAUGCUCUCGUCCCAACCCCAAACCUCCCUCUGUGCACUGGCCUGAAGAAAUGGUUACCUUCCUCAACUCCUCUCCUCCUCCUCCUCUACCUGCCAAAAAACAGCGCCGCCACAGGCAGCAUUUUCGCACCUUAGAGGAAAGGAAGCGGUACGGUAAAGAGGGUGGAGCUCAUUUGAGUGGCACUCUUCCUCGGACGAAUACCCAGCCUACUGUAAUCCCACAGUUCAACUGUGCCACCCUGGGACGUAACAUACCUUCUAAAUCUCAUCCACAUUUAGCUCAAAGCUCCAGCUGUGGGAGUGCGUUGAAUCGACCCCUUGCCAUUUCCCCUAAAGACAUACAAAUGGAAACACACCACCUGCACAAGGGGCACAGUCAGCAGCACAUCAGCGAGAAGCACCGAACAAAGUUGAAUGAUCUCAGCAGCCGGACUUCAUCACAGACCAACGUCUAUCUCGACUCCUUCGGUUACCAAGAUAACGGACGUGCCUUCGACACACUGAGUGUAGACAGCUCAGACAGUAUGGACACCAGCAUUUCCGCCUGCUCACCUGACAAUGUCUCCAGCGCCAGCACCUCCAAUGUUUCGAAGAUGGAGGAGAUGGAACGUCUUCUCCGGGAAGCUCAGAUGGAGAAGCACCAGCUCCUGGAACACCGGGAGAGAGAGAUGGAGUGCAAGAGCAGAGCUCUUGAAGAGGAGAGGAGAAGACGAGAAGAGCUGGAAAAGCGAUUGCAAGAAGAAACCAGCAGGAGGCAGAAACUCAUUGACAGAGAAGUUAAACUUCGCGAGAAACAGCGAGCACAGUCUCGUCCCCUGACACGCUACCUACCUGUAAGAAAGGACGACUUUGACCUUCGAGGCCAUAUCGAGUCAGCCGGACACAACACAGAGACCUGUUACCAUGUUUCCAUCACAGAGAAAACCUGCAGAGGCUUCCUUAUAAAGAUGGGUGGUAAAAUCAAAACCUGGAAGAAGCGCUGGUUUGUCUUCGACCGUAACCGCAGGACUCUGUCCUACUAUGCAGAUAAACAUGAAUCCAAACUGAAAGGAGUCAUUUAUUUCCAGGCCAUAGAGGAAGUGUAUUAUGACCACUUAAAGAGUGCCCACAAGAGUCCAAACCCUUCCCUGACGUUCAGUGUGAAGACUCAUGAUCGUGUGUACUACAUGGUGGCACCCUCUCCAGAGGCAAUGAGAAUCUGGAUGGACGUUAUCGUGACAGGGGCAGAGGGAUACACUCAAUUCAUGAUUUAGAUGUUGUCUGCCAGCAGGGGAGGAGGAAUGUGUGUGGAAUAAAGCCACCGGACUUGCUCUGCCAUCUUUCGCUCGAUGGUUUUAACACUGCCCCCCAAUGCUGGACGGAUCUUAUCUUGUAGAUGUUGUAUUUUCUUAUAAUAUGAACUGCUUUUGAUUCAAUCUCAUUAUAUAGUAUUUAAGCAUUACCCUUUGCUGCUUUGUACUGUUUAUGAAACUUUUACUUGGCGGCCUAGAGAAUGGAAUGGAACACAUAAACCAUAAUUACAAAUGUUAGGUGUGUGUGUGUGUGUGUGUGUGUGUGUGUGUGUGUGUGUGUGUGUGUGUGUGUGUGUGUGUGUGUGUGUGUGUGUGUGUGUGUGUGUGUGGAGAGUAAGAUGUGUUAAAUGAUAUUCAGUGUCAUUGUGCCACGAUGUGUGUGGUCUGUUUGCUACCUUGUGCACAGGACCUCAGGGACACACACAUUAUAUUCAUAAACAGCUGUCAGCUGUUUCUGCCAAAGAUAUGAACACAUGCUAUAUAAACAAACUUGUGUGUUCCUGUAUGUGUUGCAGUGCCUUCAGUUAUAUUAAUAUGCCUUUAAACUCAAUAUUAACAUAAUAAUCAAAGGUGCUAAGAGACAAACUUGCGUUUAUAUAUAAAUUUGCGUUUUUCUAUUUUUAACCUUCUGAAACACUAAAGCUGCUUGCAAUUCAGGCAUUACGCAGACUCCAAAGGUAAACGCAAAUUCCUGUUGUUCACGUUGAAUUAUGGCACACAGAAACCAGGUUUUGGAUACAUUUUAUAAUUCUUAAUAUGUAAAAUGUUUAUUUUACAGUAUAUGGACUUUAAUCAAUGCUUUUUGGCCCAUUUUCAGGCUAUGAUUAUGCCUAUUUGGUCUGUAGAAACAGCGUGUAGCGCCACACAUGACAGAAGCCUUCAGAAUACAAAAAACACCUUCUGGUUAACCAAUGAUUUUUCUGAUUUAAAGGAAUGGACACCCCAAAAUGUCAUCAUUUACUCACCCUCAUUUUGUUCUAACCACUUUGACUUUCUUCUGUGGAGCACAAAAUAAGACAUUAGGCAGAAUGACAGAACAUUGAACGUUGUAUGGGUUUGGAACAAUGUGAGAGUAAGUAAAUGAUGAUUUUUUUUUUUUUUUUUUUUUUUUUGUGAACUGUCCCUUUAACUUCAAUUACUACCACAUGUCCUUAAUUUCCUGUAUAGAUUGUGUAUUUUUUUAUUUUUUUAAGUGCAAGUCUGAAUUCUAAAGCCUUAGUUUCAUUACCACCAGCAGGAGGCAAGAGCAAUCUGAUAUAUUUGUAUCUGCUGUUAGUCAUAAGUUGCUUCUAUGAAUUAGCCUGCAGUCUGUAUUUGCUGAGCUGAUUUUAAUAUCCUGUUAAUAUUCCAUUAUGACAAAUAUUUAUACUUGUUUACCAUGCAUGCACCUUUAUUUCUGCAUACAGCAAAAUAAAGCAAAUGUAUACUGUUAUUGUGAUCUAUUUAUUCUUAAUCAUCAAAUGGAAGACAUUACAGAUCCAGUCUUCCUCAGCUGUGAUUUGUGUUUGCCUGUGUAUGUAGCCUUUCAUUUUAACCGUCUUACCUCCAUCUCCUCAGGCAAACAAGACUCACUGGACAGAAAUCAAAUUAAGGAUUUGAGUAAUAACAGGGUUGAGAGUAGAUUUGUCUGGAUGUUUAAAAGAUUAUGGUAUAGAUUGGAUGUUAUGUUAAGUCUGAUUACUCUAAACUCUCUUUGUUUGUUUGUUUUUUUAAUUGAUAAGUGAUAAACGCAACAAAUAGCAGAGGGAAUAUUUUCACAUGCAUUUUUAUUAAAACAUCCCUCAAAUGCAUAAUGUGCGCGCGCGCGCCUCCGGGCAUGCUCUAUUUUUUGCAUGUAUGGCUUGUUAGGAUGAGAAUACUGGCCUCAGGUUCUCUCAUAUUACGAUGAAUUAUGUGAUUAAUGCCAUGUAGUCAGUUUUCUUUUGUAGGAAUACUGUCCUUUACGUGUCCUUCCUUUGUGGGAAGACUGUUUGCAAAGGAUGUUUUAGUGAGGAGCUUCAAAUUAAAGCCGAGGUAAUCAUUUGUCAAUGUCCUCUAUGUGUAUUCUCCCUGAGAGAUGCUUGGGCCACUAUGUUCCCAAUAAAGUACCAGACACCUCUUCUCCUACUGCCAUCUUUCCACAGUUCUUUAUCACCAGUCAAUUCAUUCUUUCAUUUAACUUUAAAGUUUUUUUUUUUUUUCUGUUGUCACUUUCUAUUGUCACACUUGAACGCACACCCCUGCCCCCAUCUAAUAAAUUAAUGUAUUGUAAUUGAACGCAUCCUCAUAUAUCAGGAGGGGAAGGAGUGAUUGGACCCCAU
Messenger RNA from Xyrauchen texanus (razorback sucker), 6976 nucleotides. RefSeq names its product pleckstrin homology-like domain, family B, member 2b (gene phldb2b). Gene Ontology annotation, biological process: regulation of microtubule cytoskeleton organization. The record is from RefSeq and is a predicted model, not a curated record. Gene Ontology annotation, cellular component: basal cortex. NCBI's taxonomy places the organism in Eukaryota, Metazoa, Chordata, Actinopteri, Cypriniformes, Catostomidae. Gene Ontology annotation, molecular function: protein binding.